AUGUUACUCUCCAACCUCACUGUCUUCAUGCCUUCUGUCUUGACCCUCAUUGGGAUCCCAGGCCUAGAGUCCAUGCAGUGCUGGAUCGGAAUCCCAUUCUGUGCCAUGUACCUUGUCGCUCUGAUUGGAAAUUCUUUGCUUCUGUUCAUCAUCAGGUCAGAGCAUAGUCUCCAUGAGCCCAUGUACAUUUUCCUGGGCAUGCUAGGAGCCACGGACAUUGCACUGGCUACCAGUAUUAUGCCAAAGAUGCUUGGCAUCUUCUGGUUUCAUUCACCAUACAUUGCUUUCGAUGGCUGCCUGUUUCAAAUGUGGCUCAUCCACACCUUUCAGUGCACAGAGUCUGGCAUUCUGCUUGCCAUGGCCCUUGACCGUUACGUGGCAAUCUGCUAUCCACUGCGACAUGCCACAAUUUUCACACACCAGUUGGUCACUCAAAUAGGAGCUGCUGUCACACUGAGGGCGGCCAUCCUUGUUGCUCCUUGCCUAGUGUUGAUAAAGUGCCGGUUCCAACUCUAUCACACCACAAUCAUCUCCCACUCCUACUGUGAGCACAUGGCCAUUGUGAAGCUAGCUGCAGGAAAUAUCAAGAUCAACAAAAUCUAUGGAUUGUUUGUGGCCUUCACUGUGGCGGGAUUUGACCUCACUUUCAUCACAUUGUCCUACGUCAAGAUAUUCAUCACUGUUUUCAACUUGCCCCAGAAGGAGGCCAGGUUCAAGGCCUUCAACACCUGCAUUGCUCACAUCUGUGUCUUCCUCCAGUUUUACCUCCUGGCCUUCUUCUCCUUCUUCACACACAGGUUUGGCUCUCACAUCCCCCCUUGGAUCCAUAUCCUUUUUUCAAGCAUUUAUUUGCUGGUCCCUCCAUUCCUCAACCCAAUUGUCUACGGGAUGAAAACCAAGCAGAUCCGCAUUAACGUGGUAAAAAUGUGCUGUUCAUAG
Molecule: messenger RNA, 939 nt
Organism: Octodon degus (degu)
Lineage: Eukaryota; Metazoa; Chordata; Mammalia; Rodentia; Octodontidae
Product: olfactory receptor 52A1
Exons: 1
Coding region: 1-939 (312 amino acids)
Biological process (GO): G protein-coupled receptor signaling pathway
Cellular component (GO): membrane
Molecular function (GO): G protein-coupled receptor activity; olfactory receptor activity
Source: RefSeq, a predicted model, not a curated record